AUGAAUCUGUCUACAUCAAAUAUCACGAUUUUGCUCACCGCAUAUGGACCUCCAGGACCUCUCAGUUAUGGCAUUUUCUUUAUUGUGUUUGUGCUUUACCUCACCACAAUAUUUUCAAACUUGACUUUAAUGUUGGUCAUCAUUUUUGAUUCAGCUCUCCAUAAGCCAAUGUAUAUAUUUCUUUUCAACUUGGCGAUCAAUGGAUUGAUCGGGAGCUCCACCGUAUUUCCCACAAUUCUGCAAUAUCUUCUUCAGGAUGUGAAGAGCAUUUCCCUUACAAGUUGCUUACUGCAAACAUUUUUCAUAAACGUGUAUGGAACUUGUGCAUAUGCAAUAUUAACUGUAAUGGCAUACGACAGAUAUGUUUGCAUUUGUAAGCCAUUACAGUAUCACAAUAUCAUGACUCCAGUUAAGGUCAGGCUUCUUCUUGGUGUAGCAUACUUUUUCCCUAUAUGUUCUUUAGCUGUGCAGGUUUAUCUUACGGCAAGACUGCCUUUAUGCAAGCACACUGUCAAUAAGCUUUUCUGUAUCAGUUUGGCAGUUGUCAAUCUAGCGUGUGUGAAGCCUCUCCUUGACAGUUUGUACUUCUUAUUUCUGCUUUUUGUUUUUGGUUUUCUUCCCCUUUUCUUAGUGAUACUGUCAUAUAUCAAAAUAUUAACCGUCAGCAUCAAAGCAUCAAAGACUGCUCAAACGAAAGCGCUAAAAACAUGUGCACCUCAUUUGAUCACUUUCAUUAAUUUCUCAUCUGCCUCUUUAUCAUCUGUAAUAUAUAAUAGUUUCUAUGACCAUCUCUCGGAUGAGGUGAGCAUAUUUAUGUCAGUGCAUUUUAUUUUGAUCCCACCGCUUCUGCAUCCACUCAUAUAUGGAAUAAGAACUCAGGAGAUCAGAAAGUGUAUUUCAAGGAUCCUGAGGAAAAAUGUACCACUAAAUAGUGUGGGCAGCGCUGAAACAAAGCACAGAUAA
This is a messenger RNA of Chanos chanos (milkfish), 963 nucleotides long. RefSeq names its product olfactory receptor 7G1-like. Gene Ontology annotation, biological process: G protein-coupled receptor signaling pathway; detection of chemical stimulus involved in sensory perception of smell. The record is from RefSeq and is a predicted model, not a curated record. Gene Ontology annotation, cellular component: membrane. NCBI's taxonomy places the organism in Eukaryota, Metazoa, Chordata, Actinopteri, Gonorynchiformes, Chanidae. Bases 1 to 963 code for a protein of 320 amino acids. Gene Ontology annotation, molecular function: olfactory receptor activity; G protein-coupled receptor activity; odorant binding. The transcript has a single exon.